Vigna umbellata (rice bean) is the source of this 645-nucleotide messenger RNA. RefSeq names its product 21.7 kDa class VI heat shock protein-like. NCBI's taxonomy places the organism in Eukaryota, Viridiplantae, Streptophyta, Magnoliopsida, Fabales, Fabaceae. The record is from RefSeq and is a predicted model, not a curated record.
CCCUCUACCACUCUCUCAAAUUAUUUUGAGUCUCGUUGGAUCAAUGACAAGUUCUAAGAAGCUCCAAGUUGGAACAGAUGAUCAAACUCCACAUCAAUGGUGUGUUCCACUUGGAGAAGAUGUUUUCAGAAGAUUGUUGAGCCAGGCCAAUCCAGCACAGCUCAAGAUUUUUGGUGAUGGCUCACUUUUCAGUCCAAUGUUGUUUGGAAAGUUCUUUGAUCCUUCUGAUGCCUUCCCUCUAUGGGAGUUUGAGUCAGACAUCUUGCUGUCUCAUCUCUCCAACCACAACACUGUAGAUUGGUAUCAAACAGAUGAAGGUUACAUGUUAACUGCAGAAAUACCAGGAACUGAGAUAAGUAACAUUCAAAUCCAUGUUGAUAACGGGAAGGUUGUGGAAAUUAGUGGACAGUGGAAGCCACAAAAAGUUUCAAAGGCAAGUGAUUGGAGGUGUGGCCAUUGGUGGGAACAUGGAUAUUUUCGAAGGUUAGAGAUGCCAGAGAAUGCAGAUUUGAAGAUUAUUGAAGCUCACAUUCGUAAUGGAAGAAUUUUGGAAGUAAGAAUACCAAAGUGUUCUUGAUGUGGUUUCAUGCAGAUCAAGUCAUAGUAGAGGUUGUAACAGUAUCUAUUAUAUAUAUUUCACAAACA